Messenger RNA from Eimeria maxima, 1521 nucleotides. RefSeq lists its product as hypothetical. The record is from RefSeq and is a predicted model, not a curated record. Bases 1 to 1521 code for a protein of 506 amino acids. The transcript has a single exon. Lineage: Eukaryota; Apicomplexa; Conoidasida; Eucoccidiorida; Eimeriidae.
AUGAGCCCUUCGAGCGGCUAUCUCCGGGGGCAGGACCCCUCUGGCGGCGGGGCCGCAGCGGCAGCAGCGGCAACAGCAGCAGCAGCAGCAGCUGUUGCUUCUACUGCACCUCGUGAAGAGGCACGCCCAGCAGCAUCUGCAGCGCGUGUUGAAGCAGCAGCACCCGACUUUGCUUUAGACCUGAUUACUACUCUUUACAACGGCAUUAUCGGCGCAGCCGACGACCUCUGCAGCAACAGCAGCAAUGGCAGCAGCAGUAGCAGCGCAGCAAUGUGCCGAGCAGGACUGCAGCAUAUGGCAGCAACAGCUGCAACACUUGCAGCCGAGAUGCUGCCGCAGGAGCUGCACGAUGCCCUGCAGCAACUUGCUGCGCUGCCGCCUCGGCCAGCAACAGACAGCAGCAUCAGCACGCACAAACCAACAGCAGAAGGGCAGCAGCAGCAGCAACCAGUGCAUGCCCCUGGGGUGGCCGUCCCAUUCCUUAGCAUGGAUGGCUCGGAUAUAUGCGUGCACUUUCAAGCAGAACCAGCAGCAAAAGCAGCAGCAGGAGCAGCAGCAGCAGCACCAGAGGGAGAAGGAGCAGUGGAAAAAGCAACAGGAGAGAAUGCUGCAGAUCCGGCAACGGAGUGUAUCUCUUCCAGAGAUGCAGUUGGUCCCGUACAACAGCAGCAAGAGCAGCUGCAAGAGCAGCAGCAGCUGGAUAAGCAGCAAGACCAGCAGCUGCUGCAGCUCAAUGAGCAGCAGCUGCGCCUGCUCUGUGCUGCUGUUGCUGUUCUGCAUGAUGCAGCAGUAGAGGAGCUGCGCGCCUUCUGGGAGGGUGCGCCGCGUCUGCUGCAGCAGGUACAGCAAGAUGCUGCAGCAGACACAGCUGGGGAAGGCAGCAGCAGCAUUAGCAGCAGUAGCAGCAAGCAGCAACAGAAACCCACAGAUUUGCUGCUGACCACCUGCAAGGAGGGGCCUGCUGCUGCUGCGCUGCAGCAGCUGCAGCAACUCGCAGGAGGCCGAGACAACCUGCUGCUUCUGUUAGGCCUGAGGCCAGCAGGAGCAGCAGCAACAGCGGCGGCAACAGCGGCAAAACCUAGGAGCAGCGCGCAUGCAUCGAAUUUACCUGGGGAGAGGCGCGCUGCCCGCUCAGAAGCAGCCGACGUGGCAGGAUCAGCAGCAGCUCCUCGCGUUGUAUCUUUAGCGGAAAUCAAAGACAUUUACCUGCUGCAAGAGAUGCAGCAGCAGCAGCAGCGGGGCAGCAGCGCAGCAACUGUAUCGGUGGUGUCUGUAGGCUCGAGCGUCGCAACUUCUCCAGCAGCAGCAGGUAGCCCCAGACACCGACCUUCACCUUCAGCAGCAGCAGCACCAACAGCAGCAGCAAGAGGAGAGGAGCGAACUGGGCUGCAGCAAGUGGCGCUGCAGCUGCAGCAGCUGCAUGCAGCAGUCCGCGAAGAGACGCGCAAGUUGCAAGAGUUGUCUUCUUUUUACGAUAUGUUUGCUGCUCAGUCUCUUGGCAUUGCUGCCGAUACACCGUAG